Molecule: messenger RNA, 3356 nt
Organism: Humulus lupulus (European hop)
Lineage: Eukaryota; Viridiplantae; Streptophyta; Magnoliopsida; Rosales; Cannabaceae
Product: receptor-like protein EIX2
Exons: 2
Coding region: 16-1692 (558 amino acids)
Molecular function (GO): protein binding
Source: RefSeq, a predicted model, not a curated record
CUUCAGAUUACGAAUAUGAUCAUGAUGAGUAAAACAACAGCCCCUCAAAUUCUCAUGAUUUCAAUGCUCUUUAUUAACUUGAUGUCAAGUUUCCUGGGAUCAAGUUUUGCAGUUGGAGAGCCAAAAUGCAAAGAAGCAGAGAGACAAGCACUGCUACAGCUAAAAGAAGAUAUGUACGGAGGAGAUGGCUGGGAUGAUGGUCUUCCGUCCUGGGCAAAGGAAGAAGAAAAAAAGGAGUGUUGUGAAUGGGUUGGUAUUCGUUGCGACAGCAAUUCGGGUCAUGUCACCACCCUUGAUCUGUCUCCUUCAACUUUUGAGGAUUCUCAUUCUACUUUUUCUUCAGUAGGUAAUAUCACUUCUUUAUUAGCUCACUUGCCAUAUCUGAAUUAUUUGGACUUAAGUGGUGCAGGCUUUCAUGAUAAGUCCUCUAUGCCAAAUGUCAUUGAUGCUCUUAGCAAAUUGACCAAACUAAGGUACCUUAAUCUUUCUUAUACUACACUAAGUGGAGAAAUUCCUCCUAAAAUUGGAAACCUUUCUAGCUUGCAAUUUCUUGAUCUUAGUGGUAAUGAUGGUUUGAGAUUAAAAGACUUGCAGAAUUGGCUUUCCCAUCUUUCUUCUUUACAACUACUUGACCUUAGUCACACAAACAUGAGCUUAGCUCAUGAUUGGAUUCAUGUAGUUAAUAACCUUCCUCACUUGGCAUAUUUGAACUUAAGUGGUUCUUCUCUUCAAAAUCAUCAUGUGGUUUCUCCCUCAUUUCUUUCCCAUAUCAAUUCUUCAAAAAUUCUUUCCGUUUUAGAUCUUUCUAGAAAUUCCCUUUCUCCCCUGAUAUUCCAAUGGCUGUUUAACCAUAGUCAUACCCUUAUUCAACUUGACCUUCAUGAUUGUCAGUUGAAAACUUCAUUCCCAAAAUCUUUUGAGAAAAUGGCUACUCUUUCAUAUCUUGAUCUCAGUCAAAAUCAAUUGGAAGGUUCUAUUCCUACCUCUUUUGGGAGUGAAAAUAAUGCUCUUACAUAUCUUGAUCUCAGUCAAAAUCGAUUAGAAGGUUGUAUUCCAAUUUCUUUAGGAAACAAUAUGACUUCUCUCGAAUACCUUAAUUUGAGUAAUAACACUCUUGAAGGUGAAAUUCCGAAAUCCAUUUGGAAAAUAUGUACACUAAAAGUGUUGCGAGCAAAUGAUAAUGCUCUCAGUGGACAACUCCAGCUUGCUAAAUCAUCACGCCAAUGUGUUCAUUUUUCUUUGGAGUAUUUGGAUUUGAGGAGGAAUCAAAUCAUGGGAUCAUUGCCUAAUAUCACAAUGUAUUCUUCUCUGGUAGAGCUAUUGCUUCGCUCAAAUCAGUUAAAUGGAAAUGUAUCCGAAACUCUAGGUCAAUUAUCACAAUUGAAGAUUUUGGAUGUUUCUAGAAACUUUUUUAAGGGUGCAAUGUCUGUAACUCAUUUUUCAAAGCUCUUCAACCUACAUCGUUUGGAUUUAUCAUCAAACUCCCAAUUAGCUUUGAAUAACAUCCCUUCUGAUUGGGUUCCUCCCUUUCAAUUGAAAUUUUUUAUCUCAGGUCUUGCAUUUUGGGUCCCCACUUCCCAAAUUGGCUUCGUACACAAAAGUAUUAUGUCCAAAUUGAUAUCUCUAAUUCCAAAAUUUCAGAUUUUGUUCCCAAUUGGUUUUGGAAUUUAUCACCUCAUUUACAUCACAUGAAUCUUUCUAACAAUCAAAUGGUUGGGACAAUUAAAAGUUAUCCACUAGAAGGGAUUUAUGACUUUUUUGCAAUUGAUUUGAGCUCCAAUCAAUUUGAAGGUCUGGUACCACUAUUUUUCUACAAAUUCGAAUCAGCCUAUCUUUCCAAUAAUAAAUUUUCUAGUCUCAAUUCCUCAUGUGAUGUUAAAGAUGACACACUGUUGAGUUUUCUAGAUAUUUCAUACAAUCGGUUGGCAGGAGAGUUUCCUGAUUGUUGGUCACACUUUCCUAGAUUGGAAAUUCUUAUUCUAAACAAUAACAAAUUAUCAGGAAAAUUACCUACUUCAAUUGGCUCUUUGCCUUGGAUUAAAAUCUUACAUUUUGGUAGCAAUAGUUUGAUUGGGAAUUUACCUUCAUCCUUGAAAAAGUGUAAAGAAUUGACUAUUCUUUACUUGGGAGAAAAUAGAUUACAAGGGUCGAUACCCUCAUGGAUGGGAGUUCUAUCAAAUCUUGUCAUUCUUAGUCUGCGAUCCAAUCAAUUCAAUGGCAGCAUCCCUUCAAGUCUAUGUGAGAUGGCAAGUAUUCAAAUAUUGGACAUGUCAUUAAAUUAUAUCUAUGGAGAUAUACCCAAUUGCGUUGGCAAUUUUACAGCAAUGAAGCAAAGGGUAAGGAUCAAAAGGUAUGUUACUGAAUAUUUUUUGGAUUAUGCUCCCCCUACUGAUACAUCUAUUACUCUUCCCUAUAAUGGAAGCAUCCAUGGCUAUGGUGCUCAAGUGGAGUUAAUAUGGAAAGGAAGGUUGUCUCAAUAUCAAAAUACAUUGGGACUGGUAAAGAGCAUUGAUCUUUCCAGCAAUAAGUUGACAGGGGAAAUUCCAAAAGAAAUUACUCAACUUAUUGAAUUGGUGUCAUUGAAUUUAUCAAGAAAUGAUUUAAGUGGAGAAAUUCCUAGACAAAUCGGUCAUUUGAAAUCUCUAGAUGCACUUGAUUUAUCAAGGAACAAUUUUUUUGGUGAAAUUCCUUUGAGCCUCUCUCAAGUAGAUCGAUUGAAUGUCUUAGACUUGUCAAGAAAUAAUUUGUCUGGCAAAAUUCCAACAGCCACUCAACUCCAGAGCUUUAGUUCUAGUUCGUACAUGGGAAAUCCUCAACUUUGUGGCCUUCCGUUAUUCAAGUGUCCGGAUAAUAUAAACUCAACUACUUUCAAUGAAAUUGAGGAUGAAUACUCUUUCAUAAACCGAGGAUUUUAUGCAAGUAUGGGGCUUGGAUUUGUAGUUGGAUUUUGGGGACUAUGUGGAACUUUAGUGUUCAUCAAAUCUUGGAGAUAUGCAUAUUUCAAGUUAUUGAAUUGCAUGGGAGAUUGGAUUUAUGUGAUGGUGGGAUUACAAAAGGAAAAAAUUUUGAGGAUGAUCAAAUCUUAGUUAAUCAGAAAGCAUAACACACCUCCGAAGAGAAGAAUUUGGCUGAUUUAUAUAUGGUGUAUUGGAUAACUACUAAUGGUGUAGAUAGCUAGAGAGUAAAGAUGGAUUGUGGCAAUACAUGAUAAUAGUCAUGAUUUUAAAAUAAAGAUGUGAUAACUAAUGUUAUUUACUUAUUUUAUUAGAUUUAUUUAUAUUUGAAUAUUAGUUAUUUAGUUUCUUAUUAUUAGUUGAUGGGAAUAUACUAAUAUGGUACUAUGAGUUUUAACUAAA